AUUUGAGCGGGUCCUCAGCAGCUGGGGUGGAGCUUUGUAAAUUUCGACACAAGCUAACAAAAGACAGUUGUAGCUUCAAGUUGGGACGUUAUACGACAACGUGACGCAUUAUUGUUUGGAAAUAGUGCCCUGGGGCUUAGCUUGCCUUUGUAAAAUGCGGUAAAGUACCGCUUUAUUUUUUUUCGUCGUAAUGAUUCACCGCCGAUCUCGUCUUUCCAAAUCAAAGUGACAAGAUGUCCAAGCGUGAGGCUUUCGUUGAAGCCGCCUGCAAAGAAAAUGUAGACGACUUCUUAGAUCUCAUCCAGCUUCACAAGAACAAAAUGGACCCGUUUGACGCGGAGGAGGUGAUGCAGGAGAUGUCCAGGGACCAGCGCGAGGCUCUGUGGGGCAAACUGGCCUCGCUCCUCCGACACUUUCUCCUGGAGGCGCCCCCCGAACGCUGGGAGGAGGCCACAGAUGCCGAUGUUGAUGUUAAACGUGCCAAGGCCGUUGUGGCCGGUGUGACGCUUGUGGCCAACGUGUCCCUGAAGGUCCUGCAAGAUGGUGACACCUACAACGGCCUUCUCCAAAUUAUCCAGCAACUUCACAAUGUUCUGCUGUUGCUUCCCGUGACGGAAACGCACGUGCUGCUCCACAUCCGCGCACUGUGCGAGACCUGGUGGAAGAAAAACCUCAGGCAGAGAGACAAGUUCGGUCACGCCGCUUUCGUCAUCGCUUUGAAGAAGAGCUUCCUUUUGCCCAAACCGAGUCCUGAGCUCCAAAGGCUCUGGAACCUCCACCAGGUGCUCUUGAAUGUGGACUACGCGUCCGAAGCUGGCGAGCAGCUGGGCAAGGAGCUGCUGCAGUGUUUCCUGCGGCCCCCCUUCAUCUGUAACGACGACGGCAAGAGGUUGAUGGUGUUUCUCUUCAGCUGGCACGUGGACUUCAUCCCGCUCAUCCACGGCACCAUCAAAAAUCAGCUGCAGUUUUUUAACACGACGGUUGUGUCGCACAUCACGGAGGUCUAUUUCCGGGCGUGGAAGAAGGCCAGCGGCAGCUUCCUGGAGACGAUCGAGAGCGAGUGCAUCCAGGACCUCAUGAAGUGCGCCAUCUUGAUCCACAGGUCGUCGCCCAUCCGCAACAAAGUCCAACAGAUUGUCUUCUUUUUCCACAAGAAUAAAGCCUACACCCCAGUGGUAAAGAUGCUCAGUGCCCUCUACAAGCCCAUUCUUUGGAAAAAUCUCAACGUCCCAAAUUUUGAAGUUCGCGCCAACGCCACAGUGCUGUUCACGGAUGCCUUCCCCAUCCUUGACCCCAACCAGGAAAUUGAACUGGCCCUUCAAAAGCAGCUGGACAUGGUCAUGGCGCUGCUUUUCGACAAACACCCCUGCGUCCGCUGCAACGCCAUCCUGGGCAUGUGCAAGAUCCUCGCCCGGUGCUGGGAUUUGCUGCCGGCGGUCGUCAUCGUGGACUUCCUGAAGAAGUUCGAGGAGCUGGCGGGCGACUGCAGUUCAGACGAGGUCCGCUGCGCUGUCUUCACGUAUCUCUGCAUGGUCUUGGACAAUGUGCUAAGCCACCCCAUGCUGGAGAAGAUGAUGCCCCGGUUCAAGAACAGCCUCCACGACAUCUCGGAGAAGGUCCGCGUGGCUUUUGUCGACUUGCUUCUCAAGUUCAAGGCUGUCCGUGCGGGCAAGUUCUGGGAUGUGUGCAGCCUGGACCACCUGGUGGUCCGCCUGGCCUCCGACAAGCCGCACGUGUCCAAGCGCCUGGCCGCGCUGCUUUUCGACUCCUACUUCCCCGCCGAAGCCUCCGAGCGCGACUUGUGCGGCCGCUGCAUCUCCUUGAUCCAGAUGAACCCGAUGGCGGCCCGGAAGUUCUACCAGUAUGCCCACUUGCACACCGCCCCUGCUAAUAUAGUGAAGUUGAUGAUGGCCAUCCGACGUAUACUGAACAAAUGCAUCCCACGCAACGAUGACGACUCAGAGCUUACUGACAGCAACAAGGAAAACAGCAUGCCUCUCGGUGAAAAUCCGCUGGGACUGGAGAAGGACGCGAUUGGCAGUCUGAUGGAGGUGGUGGUCAUCCUGUGGAAUACGAUCAACAGGACGCUACACCACAACGAGGAGACGCAGAAGCAGGUGUACAACCAGUUCGCCGCAGUCAUGCCCAAGUACUUCAGCGCCUUCACGGAUGAGCAAUGCCAAGUUGCCCUCAUCCAAAUGGCGUCCUUCAUGCCUGCCAGCAUGGUGCCAACGUUUAGCUACGGCCUGCUGUCCCGCUUGAGGAAGAUGGAUGCCGACGCGCAGCCCUCAGCGUACGGGCAACUGCUGGACUGCAUGUGCAGUUGGGGCAAGACAGCCGGCGUCAUUGAGCUCAUCAGCGACUGGCUCUCCGAAGCUCUGCCCAAGACCCGAGGGGAACGUUCCAAGCGGAAGGUGACCAUCCAGGUGACCAUGGAGGCCAAGCCGCAGCUUGCGCUGGGCUACUUGGACUACCUGCUCCUCCAUCGGUCCACUCGGGACAAAGUUCUGGCGCUCAGUCAGGGGCCACUCAAGCAGCUCCACACGCAACUAGGGAAGUGGAAGUCGCUCUUGUACUCUCACCUCAGCUCUUCCACUCAUGGGCUGCCCGGUGCAGACUUGGGUCUGAAGGUCUUCACAUUUCACGCCCGCCUCAGUGUCCACCUACAGCACAACCUGUCCGAUGGCCGUGAGUACCUGGGGUGUCUGGAAGACACAGCGACGUGGGUGGGCGAGAAGGUGCUGCCCUUCCUGCCCGACAGCAAUCAGGGAGACGGCGAUGAUGAGGCAGAGCGGUCCAGGGCGUUAGCGGCAGAGAUAACCAAGAGCUUCCUGUCAGUGUGCACGGACACGCUCAUCUGUUUGGCCGAUGACAACUUCAAGUAUCACAUCCUGCACCUGUGCUCGCUUGUCGUGCUCUCAGAAAAGGGCUACCUGUGCAUUCCCGCCCUGCUGCGAGUUCUAAAGGAGUUGACGGAAAGUUGCCAAUUGACGGAAAAGGGGCAGGAUGUCGCCACCAAGUGUCUGGUGGCGGUAGCGAACAUAUUCCAGAGUGUUAUAGAACUUUUAGCUCGUCUAUUUAAGAAAGAGCCAGAAGAGGGGAAACUGCUGUGCCAGUCGACUUUGAGCGUCCUCGCGGAUUUCCUGCAAGUGGCUCAAGCCUGUAAUCUCAGCGGGAUCUUUGACACCCUUUUCGCCAUUGUCGUCGUGGAGACCAGAUACGCCCUCCAGAAGAUGACACACCCCGAACAGGUGGUGACUCCAGAGACCACGGAAGACUUGCCCCCUCUGUCCGGGAUCCUCUUGUCCGUCAUCCUCAAGUCGCCGAGAGUCGCCAAGGCCUUUUCGGCCGAGCUUCUCUCCUCCCUGGAUUCAGACACCUUAAGCACGUUGACGGAGCUGGCCGCUGUCGUGCAAAUCCUGGCGGUCUUGUGCCAUGCGGGACAGUCCAACGCAUGCUUGAAGAGAGCCGGCGUAACCGUGCAGCGGCAGAUGGGCACGCACGCAGAUGCAGACGGUGAUGUGCAGAGGGCCCUUUAUCAGUGUUCUGUGACAACGCUCAAUGAAUUGCUGACACAUUGGGCUGACAAAUAAAAUACUUUAGCCCUCUGGGGUGAUUCCAUUUCUCUAUCAAAAGUAAUUAUUCUUUUGCAUGUAUACGUCCAAUGUUUGGGAGGGUGAUAAAAAUGUUUUUGGUGUCAUUGUGUUACUAUCCUGUGAUUAUAAGAUUUGCCUAAAAUAGCUUCUUCCAAAUAAAAUGGUCAACUUCCUGUUUA
Molecule: messenger RNA, 3775 nt
Organism: Syngnathoides biaculeatus (alligator pipefish)
Lineage: Eukaryota; Metazoa; Chordata; Actinopteri; Syngnathiformes; Syngnathidae
Gene: ncapg2
Product: non-SMC condensin II complex, subunit G2
Exons: 26
Coding region: 234-3593 (1119 amino acids)
Biological process (GO): mitotic sister chromatid segregation
Cellular component (GO): condensin complex; nucleus
Source: RefSeq, a predicted model, not a curated record